Lymnaea stagnalis (great pond snail) is the source of this 4097-nucleotide messenger RNA. The record is from the annotation of a GenBank genome assembly. NCBI's taxonomy places the organism in Eukaryota, Metazoa, Mollusca, Gastropoda, Lymnaeidae.
CAGAUCUCUGACAGGGGAAGGCAACUUCAACUGGAGAUUUAUCUUUCCCUUUGAUUACCUGGUGGCCGAGGAGAAGAUCGUCAUCUCGCGGAAGGAAACGCUCUUCUCGUGGGACGAGACUGAGUCUAAGAUACCCGCCCGUCUGAACAUGCAGGUCUGGGAUGCUGACCACUUCUCAGCAGACGACUUUCUGGGUAAGGUUUUCUUUUCCAUUUUAAAAAAAAAAUUUUUUUUAUUGUGUUAAAAAAUAAUUAUAAUCAAUCCCUCUCAAUCCCAAGAACUAAAACUAAGACCAUCGGUGAACGCUCCUUCUGCUUCCAUGGGCCCACGUUCUGGAACCAGCUCCCCUUCCAUAUACGUCAUAGUGAAACCUCGUCCAUUUUCAAAAAGUCCCUUAAAACUCAUCUGUUUAGGUCCGCCUAUGACCUGUGAUGCACCCUCCUUGACCUACCUAAUUUUCUGUUUCGGUUUAAUCCUGAAGUGUCAAAGUGUCCUCGUUUUAUAGCCAUUUUCAUUGUUUCUAUAAAAUAGUAGUUACUAUCCUAGUGUCUCAUUUGUAUUUACUUAGUUUACAUGUUUUAAUAACUGUAAAGCGCUUAGAGCUUUAUGAUAAGCGCUAUAUAAAAAUGCCUAAAUAAAUAAAUAAAUAAAUCAGUAAAUUGAUGAAAUGGUUGCCAAAUUUGAACAAUUUUAUUAAAAGUCUUUAAUUCAAAGUAGAUUUUUUUUAAUUUUUUUUUUUUGGUACUUAUUUCCAUGUGAUUCCCCGCAGUCAAAGAAAUUAAUGAGGCAUAUGAAGAUCACUUGUCUUUGAAAUUUAGCAAGUGUGAUGUAGAGCAGUGGUCGACACACAAUUAAGGCACGCGUGUCUUGCGGUAGGCCAAAUAAAAAUAAAAUUAAGACAUGACUGAAAGAGGGGCGUCUUGCAAAGUAGACUAAUACGUUGCUGGCAUGCUGAUUGAAGUAGAAACGAUUUCUUGGCACAAUAUUACCAGAAGGUUGCCGACCCGUGAUGCAGAGCGUUUCCAUUAUUACUCAUACAUUGGUCCGGUCCCAAAGCUCGUUAACACCGCCCCCGAGGACCAGCACUGGGUGAGGCCUCUUAGGUGUCCCCAGGGCACAGCGAAGAAAGGUGCUCAUUGCUAAAUAUCACAGCACCGUAAUUGAAAACAGAUGAUGAUUUACAAAAGUCUCUUACUGCAAGCCAGGGCCUGGGGACACUCCAGGAUGUUUGUGGGGUGGGGGGGCUGGGGGGGGGGUUGAGUGGAACGCGUUCCACACCUUGCCAUACGGAUAAUUCCACCCUGCUGCCAGUCCUCCGGUGAUUAAUUACGGAAUAUGAGCUAACGCUCAUCUGGCAAGUCAACUUUGAUUAACAAUACCGCCGAGCAGUGACGUAGAAGGGGCGGAAAGGGCAGAUUUUUGUUUUCGUGAAAGAGGGCGGCGAAAAACUCGGACCGCCCCGGGCGUCAAUGACCCCAGCUUCGCUACGCUGCCGAUAUCCUUUUCUUCACACCGUUGUAGUGUCACACAAUGGUGGGCCAAAGUGCCGGGUGCGGGGCGGGGGCCCCUCGCAUCCAUUUAUGACGUCACGCUAUUUGGGGCGAUUUUGACCCACACGUCCACCUAGUAUCCUCACUAAAUUUAUCAAGCAAUUCGACUUUUAUCCUAUAUCAUCGCAAAUUCACCCUUCAUAUCACCGCGCUCCACCCCCACCCCCCCCCCUCCAUUUACUCCUUUAGUUUCUUGUUCUGAUCUCCUCAGGCGCCCUGACCUUAGAUCUGAACCGCUUCCCGCGCGGGGCCAAGUCGUCGAAGCUGUGUACCUUGGACAUGUUGAAAACCGACGGGUCAGUGCCCCAGAUGUCGCUGUUUAAACACAAGAGGGUCAAGGGCUGGUGGCCCUUCCACGUGAAGAACGAAGGGAGCGAAGAUCUGGAGCUUACGGUAAGCUAAGAGCAAGAACGAGUUACGCGGAGCUGGCUUGGUUUGGGAUUAGGGGGGGGGGGUGGAGUGGGCGGUUAAUUUGGUGAUAAAAAGUUUUGGGAUGAAUUGAUAUGUGUUGGUGAAAUUGGAUAUGCUUUUUCACAUGUUUUCAAUAAUGCUAGAUUGGGACGUUCCAGGAAUUGUUUUAUGUAUGUUUCUUGUUUGCUUCAAACUCUGAGCGAUUAAAAUUACCUCAUGGUUCUUGGCCUGGAACAAGUGGGUUAAAUUAAUACAAAGAAUCUUGCUCUUCAAGAACAUUAAUCUGUUCUGGUUGACUGAACGCACGAGGUGUUCACGCCUAGGUGUAGCACGAAGGAAAGAGUAGGAUUCGCGGAUGGAGUAGGAUAGCGCCUGUGUCAUAGAUCAAAGCUUGCGAAAGCGACGGGAUGGUUUCAGAAUGUGGGAUGGAGGUUUUCACUUGACUGAUGGAUUGGUGUGCCCAUAGGAUAGGGAGAUUGUCACUUGACGGAUGGAGUGGUGUGGCCCUAUCGUAGGUAGAUUGUCACUUGACUGAUGGUUUGCUGUGCUAAUUAGGGUUUAUAGGUAGAUUGUCACGUGACUGAUGGAUCGGCAUGCCCACGAAGUAGGGAGAUUUUUCACUUGACUGAUGGGCUGGUGUGUCAAAAGUAUAUAGCGUACUUGAAAUACGUCUUGGGCUACGUGUGUUUGCGCAAAAGCUUAUGGCUACAUUAGCGCUGACAUUUAACAUGGCUACAAUAUUGUUGAUCUCUGACACAACAAGAUGUAGGAGUCUACAUCAUGAGCCGACUGAUUCUGGUUCAUGGCCGAAAGCUUAUUAAAUCUAAAAUGAUCUUCAUGUCGGUCAUAUCCCCUCCGACGUUCUCCCUCUCUCACGUUGGCAUCCUUCCUCCCUCCUGUCCUAUACUCCCACGAGAAUGACCACUUGCCUCUGUCCGGCUGUCCGGAAGCUGAUUCCAUUUUUUGUCCGCUUCAGUCUAGCCGUCCAGUCAAUAUUCUAUUAUACCCUUGUUUGCCCGAGGCCUGGUCGAGGUCUUUGUCUUGGGGCGGGGGCCGAUUUUCUCCUGACUGACCACUAAUUAAGGCGGCCGGUAGCCAGCGGUCAAGCCAUUAAUGAAACAUCCUGUUCCAGUUAGAAGUCGGUAAUUGACAGCAGGAAUCGUCUCCAGAGCGCUGCCAGGUUUUUCUGGGAGUUGACGAGGUACCAGGGAAUCGAUCGAUGAUCUGGAAUUCUAUAUUUAAAAAAAAAAAAAAAACAUAUGUAGUCAGUGAUCUACGGGGCAUGGUCCCUAAUACCGCAGUGUUUCUCAUAUUUUUCAAAGCCACGGACAUGUAAAAAUAGGAAAACAUAUUUUGUGAACCGCUACGAGAAUGAAAACUCUUAUAAUAUCAGUCUUGUGGGUGAUUUAAAAGCAAUUUCGUGUGGGCUCUCCACCUGGCAGCUGUCCAGCGUGUCCCUGUCUGGACACUUGCCACAACCAGCACUACAUUGUUGAAUUGUCUCUCAGCUUCAUAAUUUGUGUGUGUGUGGUUGCGUUUGGAUGGGUUUGAGUGGGUGGGUGUGGUGGUUGUGGUGGGUAUGUGUGGUGGAUGUGUGUGUGUGUGUGGUGGGAAUGGGUGUGUGUGGUGGGUGUGUGGGUGUGUGUGGUGGGUGUGUGGGUGUGUAUGUGUGGUGGGUAUAGGUGUGUGUGGGUGUGUGUGGUGGGUGUAGGUGUGUGUGGUGGGUGUAGGUGUGUGUGGCGGGGUGGGGCUGUAGGUUGGGGGGGUGGUGGGUUUGGGGGGGGUGGGUGUGGGUGGGUGUGUGUGGUGGGGGGGGGUGGGUUUGCGUGGUGAGUGUAAGUGUGGGUGUGGCUGUGUGGGUGGGUGUGGGUGUGCGUGGUGGGUGUGUGUGGUGGGUGGGUGUGGUGGUUGUGGGUGUGUGUUGUGGGUGGGUGUAUGUGGGUGCUAAUCUUUCAAGUCACCACCGACCCAUUUCCUGUGACGUUUCAUUACAUAUUUGAGUCCGGUCUAGAUCAAAAGUUAGACAACAAAAAAAACAUAUUUACGUGCAGGGCAAGGUGGAGGCUGAACUGCACCUGAUGACCACAGAAGAAGCUGAGAAGCACCCGGCUGGACUCGGCAGAUCCGAGCCCGACC